Girardinichthys multiradiatus is the source of this 1542-nucleotide messenger RNA. It is a transcript of the gene ctsz, whose product is annotated as cathepsin Z. The transcript has 6 exons. Gene Ontology annotation, cellular component: lysosome. Gene Ontology annotation, molecular function: cysteine-type endopeptidase activity. The coding region runs from base 139 to 1050 and encodes 303 amino acids. The record is from RefSeq and is a predicted model, not a curated record. Lineage: Eukaryota; Metazoa; Chordata; Actinopteri; Cyprinodontiformes; Goodeidae.
ACCUUAAUCUCGGAACACCGGCUGCUGCUCAGUGUAGACUUUCCCCACUAACUCGUCAGUGUCCAGCUUGUCUCGGCUGCAGGGGGUCCAUUAAUUACCCAGUCCUGUCCUCCCCGCUGUGACAGAAAGGUGUCAGACAUGUCUCGGACUGCCGCGGUUCUGGUCCUGCUUUCGGUCGUUCUGUCCGCUGUUUCUGCCGGAGUGUUUUUCAACCAGAAGAAGCCGUGUUAUGUCCGCACACCGAGGAGAAACGACUUCGGUCUGAGAACCAGUCCUCGACCCCAUGAGUACCUGAACAUCUCUGAACUGCCCAAGGUGUGGGACUGGAGGAACAUCAAUGGAACCAACUUUGUCAGCACGACUCGCAACCAGCACAUUCCCCAGUACUGUGGCUCCUGCUGGGCACAUGGCAGCACCAGCGCCAUGGCAGAUCGCAUCAACAUCAAGAGAAAAGGAGCAUGGCCUUCUGCCUAUCUCUCUGUGCAGCAUGUGGUCGACUGCGGUAAUGCUGGCACUUGCCACGGAGGGGAUCACACUGGAGUUUGGGAGUAUGCCAACACAAACGGCAUCCCAGAUGAGACCUGCAACAACUACCAGGCUAAAGACCAGGAAUGCAAGCCCUUCAACCAGUGUGGCACCUGCACCACCUUUGGACAAUGCAACAUCGUCAAGAACUACACUAUGUGGAAGGUGGGAGACUACGGCUCUGUCAGCGGGAGAGAGAAGAUGAUGGCUGAGAUUUACGCCAAAGGACCAAUCAGCUGUGGGAUUAUGGCCACAGAUAAACUGGAUGCGUACACUGGAGGUCUGUACUCUGAAUACCAGGAGGAAGCUUUCAUCAACCACAUUGUGUCGGUGGCUGGAUGGGGAGUAGAGGACGGGGUCGAAUACUGGGUCGUUCGCAACUCCUGGGGAGAGCCAUGGGGUGAGAAGGGCUGGCUCAGGAUUGUGACCAGCGCUUACAAAGGAGGAAGCGGCAGCAAGUACAACCUGGCGCUUGAAGAGGACUGCAUGUAUGGAGAUCCCAUCGUCCCCAAAGAUUACCUUUAGAUGAGCUCUUGGUCAGGCUGAUGCUGUAAUCUGUUGUCUUCCUGUCACGGGGCGAAGGGAAACUUUACAUGCCUCGAUAAAAAGGGAAUCCUUUUUUUUUUAUACUUUUAAAUUCAAUGCCAAGGUCUGAAUAUUUUACUGAAGAGUACACCUGCAGGCUGAAACAAUUUUUAAUUGGUGGAGGGUUUGAUGCAUCUGUUAAAACCUUUUUUGUCUAGAGAAAUUUAAAUGCAGUUUGUUGAAGAGACAUUUUGUUCUGCAGGAUAUUCUACGCAAACACUUUAAUUUGUAAGGAAACCAAAGCAAGCAGACACUGAAUGUUUUCAGUUACUGAUUAUUGCACUAUAAUAUAUUAUAAAGGAGAUACAACUUUUAUGUGCCUUAUUAGCACUUAAUGUCAAUUAUUGCUACUUUGGGCUAAAGAUUCUUCAGCAUAAAGAUCGAAUCAUCUCCUUUGUUUCAAACUGUGCCAAUAAACACUGAUGAUUCAUA